Necator americanus (New World hookworm) is the source of this 1191-nucleotide messenger RNA. RefSeq lists its product as uncharacterized. Bases 1 to 1191 code for a protein of 396 amino acids. Gene Ontology annotation, molecular function: catalytic activity. NCBI's taxonomy places the organism in Eukaryota, Metazoa, Nematoda, Chromadorea, Rhabditida, Ancylostomatidae. The record is from RefSeq and is a predicted model, not a curated record. The transcript has 2 exons.
AUGGCGAUCUGUACUUAUAACACACGUACAUCUUAUAACAUACGUUCUUGGCUUGCAUCAUCAGAUCUUCGAUGGCCGCUUGCAUCGGAAGCGGCCAUCGAAGAUCUGAUGAUGCAAGCCAAGAAGAUCAAGUACGACGUCAUCGGACUGACCGAGACGAGACGACGUCACCCUCUCAACGCCGUAUAUGAAACUGGAGAAGAACUGUUCUUAGGAACAUGCGACAGUAGAGGUGUUGGUGGAGUUGGCGUCCUCGUCAACACGAGUAUGGCAAAGAACAUCGACUCUUUUGAACAACUUACGACCCGAAUCGGACGUCUGCGGAUGAGAAGAUGUGGUCCAACACCAGCUUUGACUAUCUUCGUCGCUUACGCUCCAACAUCAAGCUACGAAGAAGAAGAAGUCGAAGCUUUCUAUAUGGACCUGGAGAAGUUCUACCGAGAAGAUCAUGCCUUCUACAAGGUCAUAAUUGGCGAUUUCAACGUCAAGAAGCACUCCUCUCUACGCUGGACGUGGGAGUCACCCGGUGGAGGAUACCGUAAUGAAAUAGACCACAUCAUCGUCAAUAAAAGGUUCUGCCUGACGGACGUCGCAAUUGUACCGAAGUUCUAUACGGGAUCGGACCAUCGCCUCCUCCGAGGAAGAUUUCCCUUCACAAAGAGAGCAGAAAAAGCCGCCAAGUUCAGAGGGAUAAAUCCCAGAACUAUCAUCAACUGGGAUCCCUUCGCUGCGUUAUCCGGCUUUUGGGAAGAUUCCGCAAUGGACGACAUCGACGAGGAAUAUGACCGGCUCGUUGAACACCUUCACAACUGCGCGAAGAAGGCUGAGAGUUUUAAAACCACCAAGAGGCGCCUGUCUCUUGAAACUCUUCAGCUGAUACGCCAGCGCGGAGCAGCACGAGCCGCAGGGAACCAAGAACUCACGUCCGAGCUCGCAAGGCUUUGCAGAGAGGCGAUAAAGGAAGACCUUAGAGAGAGAAGAGCAGAAGUGCUGGCUGAAGCUGCAGAGGCGGGGAAAAGGAUCCGCCAUGCCCGUCGAGACUUCGUCAGUCACAAGACGAGGAUGACUGCUCUCCGGAACCCAAAGGGAACAGCAAUAGCAUCGAGAAGGGGGAUGGAGAACUCCCCCUUCUCGAUGACUUCUACUCUGAUCUCUUCGACAGCCAUGUCCACUUGCCUCCUCACCAUCUGA